GGGGCAACAGAAGGAGAGAGAGAGAGAGAGAGAGAGAGAGGGGAUGUAUGGUCAUUGAGAAAUAAGAGUCAGAGUGAGCGAGGAGAAGGAGGAUGCAAAAAAAGGCCAGGAAGGAGGGAAUUUCCCAACUUUUAAAGCCGUGAAAGCGUCUCUGUUGUGGGAGGAACGGACGGCGCUUCUUGGAAGUGAGGGCCAAGCCCGCUGAGAAGUGUGGACCAGGCUGGAGGAGCCAUGCAAGAAGUGGAUGCUGGCUGCCAUUACGCAACAUGACGCUCCACAGCAGCGCUUCAUCGCGGCACGGCCAGCUGGGAAAGGAUGCCAGCUGCUAGCACAAUGACUGGUGGGAGGGCACUGCUGCUCUGUACAAACACUGACAACUGUAUCUACCAAUCAGUCAACGGGCUCCGGUGCUGUGGCUUGAAGGUUGGGGAGGCUCCGUCGUCUGUGGUGCCCCAGCGGUGCGGGUUACCGGGGGCCAGCGACAAAAGGCAGACCGCUGUGCCCACCAAUUGUCCCAUCUCCCUACUCAUAAGCCUGAGGGGCAGCCCAGAUCCUACUGGCAAUAUGCUGACUCACAGGAGAACUUCCUCCGCUACAAAUGACACAAGAACUCCUAACAUAGAGAAUGGACAGUGCGGUAGGCUGAAUAAAAGCCAGGCAGGAGUCAAGGCAGCAAGUAUCCGUGAUAAGAUAUCCCAAUGGGAGGGCAAGAAGGAGACCAUUUCCACGGACACUUGUCCACUAAGCACAACACAUAAGGAAAUUGAGUCGGUGAGAAAAAAGGAACUGAAAUCUCCGGCGGUCCAACGGACCGACAGCAAGAGGUUUGUUAGCUGGGAAAGGCAGGACUCAGGAAAGGAGAAUGUUGGCAAGCUUGUGGACCUGAGGACUAAAUCUCCAGAAGGCCUAACAAACAAGGACAAAGAAGUGAUUCUAGAGAGAGGACUGGGGGCUGCUAAGGCAACAGAACAGCCCCAAGACAAGAAAUCAGUUUUAACUCAUGUUAAGAAGCUAGAAAAAGCAACAAAACAAGUUCCUGACGGACCAUCGCUGGCUUUUCCAGGGAAUUACUUUUGCCCACCGUCAAAAGAGGAGCUGGAAGAAUCAGAAAAGAGGCUCAACGAACCCAUUUUUGGGACUUUCGGGUCCAGGCGGAAAAGAGACGGGGAUCAGGAGAACGUGUACAGUGAACCGGGGGCUCCUUCUAUCAACCCUUUGCCAAAACCUCAGAGAACCUUCCAGCACCACACACCGCCUUCCACCCCAAUCUCAGCCCCCGGAUCUCGUAAGGGGAAGAGGACUCUGCCUCCUCUGCCUUCCAUUCCGCCUCCACCUCUACCCACCUGCCCACCGCCUGGAGUUUGCAGGAGAGUGUGGAAGGACAAGUCCCACGACAGCAACAACAGGAAGUCCUACGAGUUUGAGGACCUCCUCCAGUCGUCUGCAGAAGGCUGCAGGGUGGACUGGUACGCUCAGUCCCGCCUGGGCCUGACACGCACUUUAUCGGAAGAGAACGUCUACGAGGACAUAAUAGAUCCUCCUGGCAAGGAGAAUCCUUACGAAGACAUAGAGCUGGAGAGGAGUUGCCUGGGUAGCAAAUGUGUCUCCUCUUCGCCAAUCCCUGACACUCCACCUAAGUUCUGCACCAAGCCAGGCUUCUUCAGACAAAACUCAGAGCGACGGAGCUUCAAAGUCCUGGAAUUAAGGAAAACCAACAGGGAGGCCGGCGUGUACUCGCCGUCUCGCAUCAGUCCUCCAUCCACGCCCAGCAGCCCCGAUGACACACCCUGUCUCUCUGGGGACCCGUACAACCGGCGGCGGAAGAAAAUCCCAAAGAUGGUGUUGAAGAUCAAUGGCGUCUUUGAGGCUCGAAGAGGCAAAAAGUGCAUGAAGAAGGUGUCUCAGUCCACCGAGUCAAGCUCAGGGAGAGUCACAGAUGAGAACAGCGAGUCCGAAAGCGACACAGAGGAGAAACUAAAAGCUCAUAGCCAAAUGCUAGUGUCGGUCCAGUCCAUGCUGAGGCAGACGGGGAGAUGCCGGACUUUGGAGAGAGAUCUGAUGGAGUUGCAGGAGAGAAAACUCUUUGAGUAUUUCAUCGUGGUGGCCCUUCACAAGACCAAAGCUGGAGUUCCAUACCUGCCGGAAGUCACGCAGCAGUUCCCUCUCAAGCUUGAAAGGAGCUUCAAGUUCAUGCGAGAGACAGAGGACCAGCUCAAGGUCAUCCCUCAGUUCUGCUUCCCUGACGCCAAAGACUGGGCGCCUGUGGACAACUUCCCCAGUGAGACCUUUUCUUUUGUGCUGACUGGUGAGGAUGGAAGUCGGCGGUUUGGCUACUGCAGGAGAUUACUGCCCAGCGGUAAAGGCCGGAGGCUCCCGGAGGUCUACUGCAUCGUGAGCCGCUUGGGCUGCUUCGACCUCUUCUCCAAGAUCCUGGACGAGGUGGAGAAGAGACGAGCUAUCUCGCCUGCCCUGGUGCAGCCUUUCAUGAGAGGCAUCAUGGAAGCUCCUUUUCCUGCUCCAGGAAGGACCAUCACUGUCAAGAACUUCCUCCCGGGCUCAGGAACAGAGGUGAUGGAGUUGUGUCGGCCGUCAGAUUCCCGCCUGGAACACGUGGACUUUGAGUGUCUCUUCUCCUCCUUGAGUCUUCGCCUUCUCCUGCGGGUCUUCGCCUCGCUGCUCCUGGAGCGCAGGAUCAUCUUCACCGCCGGCAAGCUCAGCACCUUGUCCCAGUGCUGCCACGCCGUGGUGGCGCUGCUCUACCCGCUGACGUGGCAGCACACCUACAUCCCCGUGCUGCCACCCUCCAUGCUGGACAUCGUGUGCACGCCCACCCCCUUCAUCGUGGGCCUGCUCUCCAGCUCGCUGCCUCGACUGAAGGAGCUGCCCAUAGAAGAAGUCCUGGUGGUGGACCUGGGCAACAGCCGCUUCCUCCGGCAGGUGAGAGAAGCUGAAUGUGUCCACGAUGGACUUUCAACACGUCUUUGUCUCCUCAAGCUGGACGACGAGGACUCCAUCCUGCCUCACAAGCUGCAGGCGGCGCUGGAACAUGUGCUGGAGAAGAGGAGGGAGCUGGCCUGUGAGAAAGGAGAACUUCCCAGUGCAGACUCCAGCUCCCUCAGCGCGGUGGUCUCGGAGGCUUUCGUGCGUUUCUUCGUGGAAAUGGUAGGCCAUUACUCGCUCUUCAUGGGCGGGGCCGAGCGGGAGGACGAGUCGUCAUCGGUCUCGUCGCCCACAACACCCGCCUGCUCCUCCUCCUCCUCCUCCUCCUCUUCCUCCUCCUUCCAGCGGGAGGCCUUUCGUAAGGCGGUGACCUCCAAGAGUUUGAGGAGGUUCCUGGAGGUGUUCAUGGAGACGCAGAUGUUUGCAGGCUUCAUCCAGGAGAGAGAGCUGCGCAGACAAGGCCUCAGAGGUCUGUUUGAGGUGAGGGCGCAGGAGUAUCUGGACUCACUUCCUGGCAGCGAGCAGCGAGGGGUCAACAAGUUCUUGAAAGGCUUAGGAAACAAGAUGAAGUUCCUCUCUAAGAAGUGACUUCCUGUGGAGUUUGUUGAGGGCAUCUUCCAGCUUCAGCUUUGUAAAUACUUUCUUCUCACAUUCCCGGACAUUCAAAGUCUUUCUUAAGCAUUCCAAGUCUUUCCUGUAGAAGUUUAGUACAACUUCUACUUCUACUUCAACAGGAGGCUUUCACUUUAUUUAUGUUCUUUCUUUUUUGUUGUUGUUGUCACAUUAUCUCCUUUUUCAGCGCAGAGAGAAACCUUCUGUAGUUUGUUCAUAGGCUUUAUUUAUCAGACUGUUUGUGAACGCAGCGCAGUCUGGAAGUCAACCAUCAGAGUAGGGCUGGCCACCAUGUUGGCAGGUCACUUUUAUCUGGACUAGUUUGUCUUCUAUGUCCAUCUUUUAAGAAUGGAACUCCAUCAAUAAAGUGAUGGGACUCCUC
Molecule: messenger RNA, 3934 nt
Organism: Nerophis lumbriciformis (worm pipefish)
Lineage: Eukaryota; Metazoa; Chordata; Actinopteri; Syngnathiformes; Syngnathidae
Source: RefSeq, a predicted model, not a curated record